UUCCUGCUCCUCCGUACUACAAUGGCGUCUGCUGAUCUGAGGGCCGAGCUGGACUGCUCCAUCUGCCUGAGCCUCUAUACAGACCCCGUAUCCCUGAGAUGUGGACACAACUUCUGCCGCUCGUGUAUUGUGAGUGCGCUGGAGGCGCAGGAGGCAGCUGGAGUGUAUUCCUGUCCUGACUGCAGAGCAGAAUAUCCGGAGCGUCCGGCCCUGGAGAAGAACAGGAAGCUGGGGAACAUAGUGGAGCGUUUCUUAUCUGCUCGGCCUGAUAUGGAGGAGACCGGGAUCUUCUGUACUUACUGUACUAAGUCUCCUGUCCCGGCUGUGAGGACAUGUCUGCACUGUGAGGCCUCCAUGUGCCAUGAACAUCUCGGAGCCCAUAACAAGUCAGUGGAUCAUAUAUUAACAGAACCCACCAGAUCCUUGGACAUCAAAAAAUGUUCCCUCCACAAAAAGGUUCUGGAGUAUUACUGCCCGCAGGACACGGUUUGUCUGUGUGUGUCCUGCUGUCUGGUCGGCGAGCACAGGGGACACCAGGUGGAACUUCUAGAUGAGGCGUCUGAGAAGAAGAAGAAGAAACUGAGGAAAUAUCUGGAGGAACUAAACCCACAAAAAGCAAAAAUUCAGACGAAACUUCAGAAUCUGCAGGAUCGUCAGAGGAAUAUCCAGGAGAAGGCCUCUGAUAAGAGGAAGAACGUCAGGAAGUUAUUUAUGGACAUUAAGAAACAACUGAAAAUGGCAGAAAAGAAAGCGCUGAGCGAGAUCUCCAGGCAGGAGGAGAAGAUUGUGUCCCAGAUAUCUGAUCUGGUCAAGAAGCUGGAAAUAGAGGCGGACGAGCUGUCCAGGAAGAUGCGUCACCUGGAGGAGAUGUGUCAUGUCACCGACCCAAUAAGACUCCUACAAGAAAGUGACAUUACAGUAUGUGGUCAUGGAGAUGAUGAGGACACAGGGGGAGAUGGUGGAGAGGGCAGGUCUGAGGAUGGUCUGGAUGAGGUUCUGAUCUCACUGACCUUACACCGAUCUAUGAGGGAUAUUGUCACCAAUGUCACAUCAGAGCUCGGGCUCCAUGUUCCAGACAUAUUGCUGGAUGAGGACACUGCUCAUAGACGUGUGAAGAUAUCAGAAGAUCUGAAAACAGCAACAAGAACAGAAGAAGAACAGAACAGACCAGAAUCACCGGGAAGGUUCCUGUAUUAUCCCCAGGUGUUAAGCAGAUGUGGCCUCUCCUCAGGAAGACAUUACUGGGAAGUAGAGUGGGACCAGAAAGGAGAAUGUGACAUCGGACUGUCCUAUCCCAGUAUAGAAAGGGAAGGACGGCGGUCUAGUAUUGGAUGUAAUGAUAAAUCUUGGUGUUUGUAUAUGUCUGGUGCAGGAUGUGGAGUGUGUCACCGCUCAGUCAGAUCCCCCCUCAGUGUAGAUACAACAUGUCCUAGACUUGGGGUCUUCUUAGACUAUGAGGCCGGGCGUCUGUCCUUCUAUCGGCUGUGUGACCCCAUCAGACACUUACACACCUUCACCGCCUCCUUCUCUCAACCCCUACAUGUUCUCUUCUGGUUGUUGUGGUCUGGAGCCUCUGUUAGAAUAAUAAGCUGAGGCCGAUGCGUCCACGUCCCGUUAUAAUCUCCGCCUAUAAGUCACUAUAUGGCGCUGUAUGGGCGGAGCCUCCGAUCCCACAAUGUAUAUGGCGGCUCUAUGGGGGGGGUUACUGUACGAUUAUUUUAUAUUCCUUGGAGAUCAGAUCCAGAAUCGAUGCUUGAGACAAAUGAAAAGUUACGUCGUCUGCGCACGAGUUCGGGUGAACGCACAUCAGAUCCGCAGCGUAUCCGCACCAAUACCUGCAAUGUGUGAUUACGGUUUUUGGUGCGGAUAAGAUGCGGUUUUCCACUGAAAAGGGUGAAAUCCGCAGCUAAAACCACAAACAUAACUGACAGGCCGCAGAUCUGGGAAUCCGCACGGAAAUAAUCGGCGAAGU
Molecule: messenger RNA, 1972 nt
Organism: Bufo bufo (common toad)
Lineage: Eukaryota; Metazoa; Chordata; Amphibia; Anura; Bufonidae
Product: E3 ubiquitin/ISG15 ligase TRIM25-like
Exons: 1
Coding region: 22-1593 (523 amino acids)
Molecular function (GO): zinc ion binding; protein binding
Source: RefSeq, a predicted model, not a curated record